Messenger RNA from Brassicogethes aeneus, 3603 nucleotides. The record is from the annotation of a GenBank genome assembly. Lineage: Eukaryota; Metazoa; Arthropoda; Insecta; Coleoptera; Nitidulidae.
AUGAUUGAACUAACUGUGAGGACUUUAGAUUCUCAAAAUCAUCCAUUUACUGUGGAAGAUGAUAUUACAGUCGAACAGUUCAAAGCUAAGAUUGCAGAUACAGUUAAUAUACCUGCUGACACACAGAGAAUCAUUUAUUGUGGUAGAGUGUUGAAUGAUUCAUCUAAACUAAGUGAAUAUGAUGUCAAUGGCAAAGUUGUACACUUGGUCCAAAGACCUCCACCAAACACAAACCAGAGACCCAGCAGAACAGCUUCGCCACAAAGACCAAGACGCGGUGUGCUCAGAGGUUUCGAUCAUGGAAACACCAUGUAUUUGGGGUCGAUGGCCUUUCCGUCCAACUUGAUGGAAUCGCAGGGUUUCAUACCCCCACCGCCGACCCACAGUCUUGCUGGAAGUAGAUUAAAUGUCGCCAAAAGAAUGCUGCGCAAAGCCGAAGCCGUUAUACGUCUUUUAGAAAAUCCAUCUGCCAGGCCAAGUGAACAGACUCCACCAGAAGAAAAUCAAGAAGAAGAAGUGACACCUGUUAUUGAGGCUAGAGUUAUUGUUCCAAGUAAUACUAAUGAACCCAUUGAUGAGGCUAUGGUUUUGUCAGUGGUUCAAGAUUCUUUAUACAAUGCCGGUUCAGUACCAAUCACUAGAGAGGAAAAUAACACAAGCACGGCAGCAGGGGGCGCUUCUCAAUCCAACGACCAAUCAACAUCGUCCACGCCGGGCACCUCGACACCCAGAGGAUCUUCGACGGAAAAUUUGUCGGAACAACCAAGGUCAGAAAACGCCUCAGGAAACGCAUUGACAGAGAUGGCAUCUCGAACAUCGGAAAUGGCAGAAUUGUUGACAAUGCUUGGUCAGCUGCAGACCAGAUUCGCGCCCUUUUUGGAAAGAUACCAGACAUUUAUGCAGGAGGAUCCUGUUGUAGCCACAGAAAAUGUCAGAUCUACUCAGCUGAUGAUUACGCAAGUGUCAGAGGUGUUGCACUUCUUCAGUCACGCGUACCAUUCUUUAAGCGACAUCAUAGUGAGAGUGAGGACGCCGCCGCCCAGGCCUUUGUUGUGCCGUCCCAUUCUCAUUCAACAUUCGGCCGUCGUGCAAGCAGGCAUUCCGAUUCAAGUCGAGAUAAACUUGUCGACGGAACGUCAACCCGCCUCUACCACCGGACCGACCACGACAAGCGGCAACACUGCGACCACCACAUCGGCAAAUCAAUCGAGCGCCACUGAAACCAGCAGCAGCAGCGCCAACAACGCCGAAGGAACAUCAACGAGGGCACCGUCGGCCCCGCCGCCGCCGCCUCCCCCGACUUUUUCAGCCCAAAUCGAGCCCGGCAUGAUGCCCUUCUUGCCGGGCAUCCGCGUGCAGUCCUUUCCCAGCCACAUCAGGGCGAUGGCGCGCAACGCGGCCGCGCAGAGGGCCCAAAACAACAACACGGCCGACGCGGGCGGAGAGAACGCGCAGCCUACCGCCGCUCCCGCCGCCGCUUCGGCUUCCGGUCCCGCGCCCAGCUCCGCCGCCGGAGCAGCUGCAGGCGCGGCAGGCGGUGCGUUUAACUUUAACAAUCCCAACGUGGAGUUCUUCAUGCAGGUUACGCCAGAAGGUAUUACAAUUGAUUCUAUGGAGACUGCGCUUGUUGGUCCUAAUCAAGCUAAUGAUUUACUACGCGGAGCCCUUAACGCACCACCCCCGGAACUUCUCCAAUCCCUCAUGCAAAUGGCCGGCCAGAUAAUCGACCGCACCGGCGCAGUGCCGAGCAACGUGACCGUCUCCUCGAGUAGCGAUGCCGCUUCGUCUCCGUCCUCCAAUCAGUCGAGCACGAACGGCAACCAGCAGGCGCAGUCGGCGGCCGGUCAGAAUUCGCAGGCGCGCGGCAACACCCAAACCAACCCGACCACGGCCACGCACACCAGAUCUACGCCGCGACCCCACGUCCACCUCGCGCAGCAGGCCAUGCAAGCCGGUUUCGAUCCGUUCUUACCGUGCAACUCGCAUCACGUCACGCACAGAAGAUCGGCCGCCCAACAGCGUGGACAGCCGGAAGGCGCAGCCCAAGAAGGCGGUGCAACUCGCGGGCAGCAGGGCACCCGGCCGCAAAACAUCUACAAUUUCAUCAACGACGUGCUUAGCAGCAUUCGCAACGUGCAACCGAGACGAGGAGCGUCCGAGCCCCCGCAGGCGCAGUCCACGCCCGCCGGUGCUUCGGCUGCGCAGUCGUCGACCAGCGCACCUGCUGGUGCCGCGCAAUCGUCAGGCACUAGCAGCGGCGGCUCGAGCGCGGAAGGCGUGAAUGUAAACAUACCGUUGCCGCCUUUGCAGGCCUUGUUCAGCAGCAUGGGUGGAACACAGAGCAUUGGGGAUUUGUUGCGACAAGGUCCGACAAUUUAUCAAAUCCUUCAACAAUUCCAACAAGACGAUUCCUACGUACAAGGCGAGAGCAUUAUUACCGAUUUAAUAAUGCUCCUAUUUAGAAAUUUAACCCUUGUGGAUAUAUGUACGUUAAAUAACGGCAACGGCGACCCGAUAAACCGGUGUCGUAGCGAAAUCGAAAACUUUGUCAGAACUAGGAUUUUGGACAAUGAUACAUCACCUGAAGGCGUAAAUAGUGGGGCAGAAAGGAUUCUUACAGAAAUGAGACCCUUCUUUGAGAACUUUAGACUAAUACCUGCCAGAGAUAACAUCGACGUGGUUAGGUCGUCGGAAAACAUAUUCAGAACUAGAAUACCAAACAUGAUAAACCUUGCAAUCAAUCUAAAUCCAUCUAACAUUCGAGUGCUGAUCGAUCAUUGUUUGACGACGAUUAAACACUUGUGCGCAUUGACUUUGCGCGCAUGCUCGACUGGACAACCCGGUGUUGAACAAGUGUUUGAACAAAUACUGGAAAGAUAUUUGGACGUCCCUCCUGAAAUGCAGCAAUGGACGUUUUUGAGCAGUCGCGUGCACCUAAGACAGUUUCUAUCGAAUUUAAGCGUUCCCGAAAAUGUUCUGCAACCGUACAUUGUGCACAUGGCGCCGGUACAACCUGCUGUUUCAGUGGCGGAACCCGUAACAAACGAGGUAUCAGCUGGUGAUGCUUGUGUACAAAACAACGUUCAACCCGUUACGGCUAUGGAACUGGACGAUCAGGAACAAGAAGCGUCUGGCUCCGGGAACGAAUUGGGAACUCCCGGGAUAAUUCUGGAAGACAGCGAGCCAUUGCCCAAUAUUGUUUUAGGAUCUGAACCGUGGCAUGCGCAAGUUCCAGCGGAUUGGGUGCCUAUUAUAGCGCGUGAUGCGCAGAAACAGAGACGUCAAAAUCCGCAAGGACCUUUUAGUGAUGCGUAUCUCUCUGGUAUGCCGAGUAAAAGAAGGAAAAUUGUUAAUAGUUCUAAACCGCAAGGAAGCCUUCCUCAAGUGAUAUCAGAGAGUGUUAGACAAGCAGUAACUUCCAGUGGACUGGCGUCAGCGGCUCCUUUGGAUGCUGUGGUGCAAGCAGCAGGAGAAUCAAUAGAAAUUCAGACUGCAUAUAGGAAUUUACUGCGUAGUAGUGUGCAAGCUAGUUUAAGAGAAAACGAAGAUUUUACUCCAGAAAGAUAUCCAAACGCCUCAAAUUACUUUAAUCACCCCCAAUAG